Messenger RNA from Theileria orientalis strain Shintoku, 138 nucleotides. RefSeq lists its product as hypothetical. The transcript has a single exon. The coding region runs from base 1 to 138 and encodes 45 amino acids. The record is from RefSeq and is a predicted model, not a curated record. NCBI's taxonomy places the organism in Eukaryota, Apicomplexa, Aconoidasida, Piroplasmida, Theileriidae.
AUGACAGGUUUAGCUGUGGAAUCUCGCAUCGGGGUCAACACGUACCCUUGCUUCUCACCAGUCAGCCAUUACCUCCAUUUUACUCACCAAUAUGCACUACGCAUUAACAUUAUUUAUACGGCAACAAAUGGCCUGUAA